UGUUCCAGGUUGUGAAUGACGAUCUAUAGAUUUAAACAAUCCCGUCAGGGUGAUCGUGAUUGGCUAUGUGCUGCAGAAGCCCCGCCCACCAGAGGCUGGUAUUUAGAGGCGCAGAGUGCCAACGCAGGCAGAUCCGCUGUUCACAAAUCAGUGCAAAGGUGUUGUGUGGCUGCGCAGACGCUGUCCGUCCAGAUGUUGCCCCGGUUGCUCGCCUCCGUCUGCAUCCUUGCAGCUGCAGCUGUUGCCGUGCCGCCUCAGGAGAAGCGCGUCCAUCACCACGCUGAUCUGAGUGACCACGCCCACGAUGAUGCUCAUGGCUUCCAGUAUGACCACGAGGCUUUCCUGGGCAAGGAGGAGGCCAAGACCUUUGACCAGCUGACCCCAGAGGAGAGCAAAGACAGAUUAGCGAAGAUCGUGGAUCGCAUCGACACAGACAAAGACGGUUACGUCAGCCACGCCGAGCUGCAGUAUUGGAUCAGACACCGGCAGAGACGCUACAUCGAGGAGAACGUCAACAAACACUGGAACGACUAUGACAAGAAUGGAGACGGCAAGAUUGGCUGGGAGGAAUAUAAAAACACCACCUACGGAUUCUACCUGGACGGGGAGUUUGAUGACGUUGAAGACAAGGACACUUACAAGUCCAUGCUCACGCGGGACGAGCGGCGCUUCAAGACAGCCGACCGAGACGGCGACGGCGUCGCCACACGUGAGCAAUUCACCGCCUUCCUUCAUCCUGAGGAGUUUGACUACAUGAAGAACGUCGUCGUGCAGGAAACCAUCGAAGACAUCGAUAAGAACGGCGAUGGAAAGAUCAGCAUGGAAGAAUAUAUCGGUGACAUGUACAGCACACCUGAGAGCGGGGAGCACGAGCCUGAGUGGGUCCAGACGGAGAAAAAACAUUUCCUAGAGUUCAGAGAUGUCAACAAGGACGGUUACCUGGACGCUGGUGAGGUGGCCACGUGGAUUCUGCCUGAGGAGGUGGACCAUGCCGACAAUGAAGCCAAACACUUGAUCCACGAGACGGACACAGACAAGGAUCAGAAAGUAACCAAGAAGGAGAUUCUGGCCAACUGGAACAUGUUUGUGGGCAGCCAGGCCACCAAUUAUGGGGAAGAUUUAACGAAGAGACACGAUGAACUUUGAUGAGCCUUCACACUCCAACAGAAGCUCUUUUGGCUUAUAUUUGUAUUACUAUAGAUGGUUUGGUCACAGGGGUAUUUGGGUCUUUUGAAGGGGGGUAAACUGUCGUCUUUGAUCUGCAUUCAUACACAAAGUCACACAGACAUUCUUAGUUCAGCAUGCAAUCACAUACUGUGUAUGUGAGUACAGGUGCUGCUGGUCUUUGUUUUAGUUGCAUAUCUUAUUGUGAGAAUUACGUGAACGUGAACUGACUGAAGUGGAUUCAAAACACAUGCGGAAACAAAGAGAUUUGAUGACCCACUUUUUCUGAACUUGACUGUUGAAUAAAAUAGUUCAUUUUUUCCAACAAUGUUUUAUUU
Molecule: messenger RNA, 1502 nt
Organism: Solea solea (common sole)
Lineage: Eukaryota; Metazoa; Chordata; Actinopteri; Pleuronectiformes; Soleidae
Gene: rcn3
Product: reticulocalbin 3, EF-hand calcium binding domain
Exons: 9
Coding region: 16-1146 (376 amino acids)
Cellular component (GO): endoplasmic reticulum
Molecular function (GO): calcium ion binding
Source: RefSeq, a predicted model, not a curated record